Messenger RNA from Carya illinoinensis, 1389 nucleotides. RefSeq names its product vesicle-associated protein 4-2-like. Bases 350 to 1147 code for a protein of 265 amino acids. Gene Ontology annotation, biological process: endoplasmic reticulum membrane organization. Gene Ontology annotation, cellular component: plasma membrane; endoplasmic reticulum membrane. The transcript is spliced from 7 exons. The record is from RefSeq and is a predicted model, not a curated record. Lineage: Eukaryota; Viridiplantae; Streptophyta; Magnoliopsida; Fagales; Juglandaceae.
AACAGACCAAUCAAAUAGAGGAAAGUCCCAAACUUUUGAGAUCCGAGCAAUGGCAUGCCCGCCCAACCAGCCCAACCAAAAAGCAUCCCCAGUUUGGCUGAAAGCCUCUGAUAACAAUGAAUAACCAAUCCAUCUCUCAAGAGUAGAAUUUAACCAACGCCAUAUCAGAAAACGAAAACAAACACUGCUGAAAGGCCAUUUUCCGCCAUAUAUUAAGGAGUGUUCACAUCACAAGCAAAUCUGUUUCUCAAGCUCAAGGUCAAACAAGAAUAAAAUUUGUCUUUGCAAGAAGCAACUCCGGCAGAGACCCAAAGCCAGUUUGUGGUGGGUCGAAUUUCAUCUUGCAGAAAUGGCUGUUGAAAGUGAGAAAUCAGUUGCUGACGUGAAGGUUUGGAGUCUUUGUAAAAUUCCGUUUUGGCACACGAGCAUUGCUUCAUCUUCUUCUUCUUCUGCCUCUGCUUCGGUUUCUGGUCGGAGUCAUAUUCAUCAAGCAGUUGAAAGUUCGAGCCUGCAUUCUUCGAAUGCCGUUUCGUCUAUAGCCAAGUCUCUGCUUCCUUCCCGGCGGAGGCUCCGGCUUGAUCCACCUAACAAGCUCUUCUUUCCCUAUGAACCUGGAAAGCAGGUCAAGAGUGCCGUUGGGAUUAAAAACACCUGCAAGUCUCAUGUAGCUUUCAAGUUCCAAACAACUGCACCAAAGAGUUGUUAUAUGCGCCCUUCAGGUGGUGUACUUGCUCCUGGUGAAAGUAUAAUUGCAACAGUUUUUAAGUUUGUUGAGCCUCCUGGUAACAAUGAGAAAUCGAUAGAUCACAAGAGCAAGGUUAAGUUCAAAAUCAUGAGCUUGAAGGUGAAAGGUGAAAUGGACUAUGUACCAGAACUGUUUGAUGAGCAAAGGGAUCACACAGCUGUUGAACAAGUUUUGCGGGUAGUUUUCCUUGACCCUGAACGUCCGAGCCCCGCCCUGGAAAAGCUUAAGCGACAGUUGGCUGAGGCUGAGGCUGAGGCUGAGGCUGCAGUUGAAGCACGUAAGAAGCCCCCAGAAGACACAGGUCCUCGAAUUGUUGGGGAAGGACUUGUUAUAGAUGAAUGGAAAGAACGGAGGGAAAGAUACCUUGCCCGGCAGCAGGUUGAAGGGGUGGAUUCAAAGUAAAGUACUGUUGUUUCCUCGUGUUUUGUGGACCUUUUUUUGUUUUUCCAAGUGGAGGUAGAGCAAGCAACAGGAGCUGUCAGAAGUUGUCAUAGAUUUGAGUAAAAUUGUAUCUCUUUUAAAAUAUACUUGAUUAAGGGCCUCAUCCAUGUUACUUGUAGAUAGCAGGAUUUUAAUUAGAAUUGAAUUGUCGAAUAUUGAAUAUAUUUCCCUUGAUUUUAUGCAAACAUAUCCCCAUUUAUUCA